Eruca vesicaria subsp. sativa (arugula) is the source of this 798-nucleotide messenger RNA. Lineage: Eukaryota; Viridiplantae; Streptophyta; Magnoliopsida; Brassicales; Brassicaceae. The record is from the annotation of a GenBank genome assembly.
AUGGCCAUUCUAUCUCGCCCGGUCCAUCAAAUGUUCAUCAACUUCCGAGGAAAAGAUCUUCGUUAUGGUUUCGUCAGCCACCUUAUAGAUGCUUUGGAAAGACACAACAUCAAGUUCUUCAUAGACACACAUGAACAAAAGGGCAGAGACCUGAAGCACCUCUUUAAAAGGAUCCAAGAGGCGACAGUCGCACUGGUUAUCUUAUCCACAAGGCAAUGCUCACCCUCAAACAACUUUUCAUUGUAUGGGGAAUCAAGAUGGUGUUUGGAAGAGCUGAGGACAAUCAUGGAACAAGCGGAAAGAGAAGAAUUGGUUGUCAUCCCAAUCUUCUACAAGGUAAGACCAGAAGAAGUGAGGAAACAGAAGGGAGAGUUCGGUAAUAAGUUCUGGAGACUGACUGAAGAAUACAGUUGUGAAGAGAUAGAGAAAUGGCAGGUGUCUUUGAAGGCUGUUUCUAACAAGAUUGGCCUCACGCUGGAGCACAAUAGAUCCGAGGCCAAGUUUAUCAAGAAGGUCGUUAAAGAGGUUGAGAAAGUUUUAACCGCUAAUCAAUUUGAUGACGGACGUGAAAAAAAUCAUGUGAAGAAAGUGACAACAUAUAACUCCCAACUGGCUCUGCCACGAGCAUUAUUUGGCAUAGUGGGUUGCCUGAUAGUUGCAAUACUCUUAUUGUUCGGCUUGCUCCCCAAUACGGUGCUAAAAUGUGCCUCACUAGUCAUCGUGGCUCAUCUUAGACAAGCUGGCUCUGUCAUGGUGAGUUCGAGUUGCGGUUGGGCUGAUAGAUCUAUCGGAACUUGA